AUGAAGGGAUUAGAAUAUACAAAGAACCAGAAUCAAUUAGAUAUUAGUACUACUACAAGUACUCCAUCACCAUCGCACUCUGUAGUAGUGGUUGGUAGACCACUUGGUAUAUCAUUUGAUCAAAAUGAAAAUCUAUUGAUUGCAGAUCCUGUCAAGGGUUUACUAAGAUUAAACAAAAAUACAAAUUUAUUGGAAAUUCUAACUGGUCAAUUUAAUGGUACUCAAAAAUUAACUUUUGUAAAUGAUGUAGUAUGUGCAAAAGAUGGAAUGAUAUAUUUUAGUGAUAGUACAACAUUGGGACCAAUUUUAGAUAGAUCGGGUGAUUGGAAUACAUAUAUUCCAUCAAUUUAUACUUGUCUAAGUGGUCUACCAGCUGGAAAAUUCUUAUCCUAUAAUCCAAAAACAAAAGAAACAAAAGUAUUAAUAGAAAAGAUUGCCUUUUCAAAUGGAGUAACAAUGGAUCAAGAUGGAAACAGUGUUUUUAUUUGUGAAACUGCAAAUUUAAGAGUUUUAAGAUAUUGGAUUAAUGGUGUUAAUGCUGGAAAAUCACAAAUUUUUAUUGAUAAUUUACCAGGAUACCCAGAUGGAAUUAGAAUGGGUGAUGAUGGUAUGGGUAAUGUAAUCGGGUUGAGAUCAACUACACCAACAGCUGCUGAUUUAUAG
Cavenderia fasciculata is the source of this 663-nucleotide messenger RNA. RefSeq lists its product as uncharacterized. The record is from RefSeq and is a predicted model, not a curated record. Gene Ontology annotation, biological process: biosynthetic process. NCBI's taxonomy places the organism in Eukaryota, Evosea, Eumycetozoa, Acytosteliales, Cavenderiaceae. Gene Ontology annotation, molecular function: strictosidine synthase activity. The coding region runs from base 1 to 663 and encodes 220 amino acids. The transcript has 6 exons.